Prionailurus viverrinus (fishing cat) is the source of this 1820-nucleotide messenger RNA. RefSeq names its product growth arrest specific 2 (gene GAS2). Gene Ontology annotation, biological process: actin crosslink formation. Lineage: Eukaryota; Metazoa; Chordata; Mammalia; Carnivora; Felidae. Gene Ontology annotation, cellular component: actin filament. Gene Ontology annotation, molecular function: microtubule binding; cytoskeletal adaptor activity; actin filament binding. The record is from RefSeq and is a predicted model, not a curated record. The transcript is spliced from 8 exons. Bases 76 to 1020 code for a protein of 314 amino acids.
GGUGGCUGUGGUGGUCUUCUCCAACAUGGGCGUCCUGGUUCUGACUGCCUAAGAGAAGGUAUUACAAGUGGAUAAAUGAUGUGCACUGCUCUGAGCCCAAAGGUACGCAGUGGACCUGGCCUUUCUGAUAUGCAUCAGUAUAGCCAAUGGCUGGCCAGCAGACAUGAAGCGAAUUUGCUACCGAUGAAAGAAGAUCUGGCCUUGUGGCUAACCAAUCUAUUAGGGAAGGAGAUUACGGCAGAAACUUUUAUGGAAAAAUUGGAUAAUGGUGCCUUGCUCUGUCAACUUGCAGAAACCAUGCAGGAGAAAUUCAAAGAGGGCAUGGAUGCUAACAAGCCUACAAAGCGUCUGCCUUUGAAGAAGAUUCCAUGCAAAGCCUCUGCGCCCUCAGGCUCCUUUUUUGCCAGAGACAACACAGCAAAUUUCUUAUCCUGGUGCCGAGAUUUAGGGGUAGAUGAAACCUGUCUGUUUGAAUCUGAAGGUUUGGUCCUCCACAAGCAACCCAGAGAAGUGUGUCUCUGUUUGCUAGAGCUUGGCCGGAUUGCAGCCAGGUAUGGUGUGGAACCUCCUGGUUUGAUAAAACUGGAAAAAGAGAUUGAACAAGAAGAAACACUUUCUGCCCCUUCUCCUUCACCUUCUCCUUCAUCAAAGUCUUCUGGAAAAAAGAGUACGGGGAACUUACUGGAUGAUGCAGUGAAGCGAAUUUCUGAAGAUCCUCCUUGCAAAUGCCCAAACAAAUUCUGUGUGGAGAGGCUCUCCCAAGGAAGAUACCGAGUGGGAGAAAAGAUCCUCUUCAUUAGGAUGCUGCACAACAAACAUGUCAUGGUCCGUGUGGGAGGAGGAUGGGAAACUUUUGCAGGGUAUUUGUUGAAACACGACCCCUGCCGGAUGCUGCAGAUCUCCCGUGUGGAUGGCAAAACAUCCCCCAUCCAGAGCAAAUCUCCAACUCUUAAGGACAUGAAUCCAGAUAAUUACCUGGUCGUCUCUGCCAAUUAUAAGGCUAAGAAGGAGAUUAAGUAAAACUAGUUGGUCACUACAAGGGGACUCUCCUAAUGGCCUGUACCCAUUUCUCCAGUGUAGUUAGUUUAGCUCACUUGCUCUGACAAUUACUUUGGAAAAAGGCGUAACAGCCAGAAAAAUGUCAUUAUUAUUGAAAAAUGUUCAAAGAGUAGCACUAUUUAUUUUGAUGCUUCUGUAGAACAUGACCAAUUAAAAGAAAUUCUAGGUUCAGAUUUAAACUAGAAAAAUUGUAGGCAAAUUAUUAUUUCUUGAUAUGUGAACACAGGAUUUAGUACACAGUACUAGAAGUACAAUUCUAGCUAGAGAUAAAAACUCUUAGAAGAAAAUAUUUAGGAUUUAUAGAUAAGUCAGCAGAAAGUGCCUGCUUUAUGUCUACAAAGUAAAAGCACCCCAGACAUUUUUAUAAUUGCAGGAUUUUUAAGCUAAUUUUUAAAAAGUGACAAUUAGUGUGAUAACGUGCUACUAAAAAUAUUCAACAGGACUACAAAUAAGUACAGAGUGUUCAUAACCGUAACACUUUACUAGAAAGGCCACUUCAGAAAAGUUUACAUUCACUUGGAAGAUUGCCUUAAAGUUUAUUCCUUAUCUAUGACCAAAUAUCUGGGGUACUUUUGGAAGUUUUCAGUACACCCCUUAGAGAAUUGCUUAUGAAGUGUUUCACACAUUCCUAAGCACAUGGCUGUGUUGAGACCGACUUAGUGUAUUUCACACACAUAAGCUGACAUACGUUUAUAUUUUGACAGGAUAAAUUGUACAGUCCAAUGUUCAUUGACUUCAUGUUAUUUUAAAGCAUUUUCUUA